AUGGGUGGCUGCACAGUGUUGUUCUCUGGAGACUUCCGUCAGAUCUUGCCUGUGGUUACAAGAGGGACAAGAGCUGAUGAAGUCAACGCGUCUUUGAAAAGAUCCUACUUAUGGCCUUAUAUAAAAAUAUUAGAACUUAAAACUAGUAUGAGAGUGCUAUGUACAGAUCAAGAUAAUAUAAAUUUUGUCAAAGAUUUACUUUUAAUAGGCAAAGGAGAAUUUCAAGCAACGAAUGAUAAAAUAAAUAUUAAAAGUUUCUGUUAUUCAGUACCCACUAUAACAAAAUUGGUUCAAAACGUGUACCCGAACAUUCAAAAUAUAUCUUCUAAAUCAUUGAAAUGGUUUCAAGAAAGGGCUAUUUUGUCACCAACAAAUGAGCAAGUCGACAAAAUAAAUGAUUUGAUUCUAUCUAGGUUUGACGCUCAAUCACAAAUGUACUAUUCAGUUGAUACAGUUUUAGAAAAAGAGGAUGCAGUCCAUUUCCCAACUGAAUUUCUUAACUCUUUAAAACCUCCUGGAGUCCCACCACAUAAACUGAUUUUAAAAAUAGGGGCACCUAUUAUUUUAAUGAGAAAUUUGAGCCCACCCACACUUUGCAACGGUACAAGACUACAAAUCAAAAAAUUGAGAAGUUCAUUACUCGAGUGCAUAAUAUUAACAGGCUGUGGUAAUGGAAAAACUGUUUUAAUACCAAGAAUACCAAUUAUACCCUCAGAUUUACCUUUUAAGUUUAAACGUAUUCAAUUUCCCGUUAAAUUAGCAUUUGCAAUGACUAUAAAUAAAGCACAGGGACAAACACUUAACGUUGCUGGAAUUGACCUAAUUGUUCAAUGUUUUUCUCACGGUCAACUAUACGUCGCCCUGUCACGUGUGACAUCCAAAUUUAAUUUGUAUAUUUUUGCCCCUGAUCCAGAAAAAGUUGAUAACGUUGUUUAUAAAGAAAUUUUUUAA
Molecule: messenger RNA, 951 nt
Organism: Metopolophium dirhodum (rose-grain aphid)
Lineage: Eukaryota; Metazoa; Arthropoda; Insecta; Hemiptera; Aphididae
Product: ATP-dependent DNA helicase PIF6-like
Exons: 1
Coding region: 1-951 (316 amino acids)
Biological process (GO): telomere maintenance; DNA repair
Molecular function (GO): DNA helicase activity
Source: RefSeq, a predicted model, not a curated record